Molecule: messenger RNA, 1841 nt
Organism: Thrips palmi
Lineage: Eukaryota; Metazoa; Arthropoda; Insecta; Thysanoptera; Thripidae
Exons: 7
Coding region: 333-1646 (437 amino acids)
Biological process (GO): protein ubiquitination
Molecular function (GO): ubiquitin protein ligase activity
Source: RefSeq, a predicted model, not a curated record
GAGUCAGUGCACGAGCGAGACGGGAGCGGACAGCGCUACGCACACCCUGCACGGAGGACCACCCGGGCAACACUGGUGGCUGCACCGUACCGCCACGCCAGUGUGGGAUCAGGGUUGCGCCGAGCUCGCUGGUGGGAGGAGGGGAAGCCUAGGCCUGCGUUUGAAGUUCUGACGGUGUCUUUCUCCACUCGGAAGUCCGCCCUCUGGGACGUGCUGCACUUCGAGACGUAUUUGCCGAAAGCGCCGAACUUGGACUCACGCUUACGAUUCCAGAUCGAAGUCGUCGGCUGUAGCCCUCUGGAUCUUGAAGCUCGUCGUGAGAGGACAGCAGCAUGGAGUGCCCUGUUUGCACCCACCCGUGGGAUUUUGAGGAACGACGGCCGAAGGGACUGCCUUGCCUGCACAGUGUGUGCGAUUCCUGUUUGUUGCAUCUUCCCAAUGAUCUGUGCCCUCAGUGCCGCAAGCCAUUCACGAUGCCGGUACCGGAUAACUUUUCCAUGGUGGAAUGUUUAGAAGCACUAAAUGGAAUUGCACUGAACAGCCGUGGAUCCGAAGAUCCCCAGAGACUUCGAGGCUCCUGGUGGUGCAUGGGCUGCCAGAGUCCCCCCACCGCGCUGUGCAGCGAGCACCACGACGUGAGGCGUCCCAAAGCGGCGCUGCAGGGAAGUCUGCAGGACUGGAUGCAGCGAGCGAGCCGUGACCUUGGGGAGGCCAUUCAAGAGCUGCCGGACGCCGCUGCCUUCAACACCCUGGAGCUGCUGCGUGCGCUGCCCGCCACCUGCACAAUGACGCUCCGCCAGGACGGCGGCAAAGGCCACGCAGCGGAGUGGCGCGUCGACGGGAGCGCGGCCGAGGACUCCCUGUUGAAGGCCCUCAUCGUUGGCCUGGCCGCCAGCGGACGGCUGGACCGGGAUCCCAUGGGAGCACGGGCAAGGAUGCCCCCAGCAGCUCAGCCGCAAGCGCCACCACCAGAUGAAGGUCGCAUUGUGCUGAAUUUGUCUCUCUCUGCGACUGACCGAUCUUGUCGUGUGGAUGAAAAGGCAGAAACGCUGCAACAAGUGCGGGACCACGGGCCCCAGUUUCUUUCGUGUGUGCAGGUGCGGCGGAUGACGGGAGUGGUAGGCCACAAAGACCCGGCGUGGGUCUUGGACGUGUUACGGAGUGCAGCCCCGUCGCUGCAGCAACUGCGGAUCCUCAACCCCGUCAGAGACCACCUUCUCCUGGUGCAUGCCAUGCCGCGACUGGAGAAGCUGGAACUGCGCUGCACGAACCGUGCCCUGUUCACGGAUCCACCCGUGCUGCCCGCCCUUUUCGAGCCGAGCACGGUGAGGUGGCUGCACGUGGGUGGGCUCCCUCGCGCCACCACGCUGAGUCUGCUGCGCGCGCACCACGCCUCACUCAAGGUCCUGUGGCUGGACGUGGGCCUGGAGCCUGCAGCGGAGUGGCCGUUCGGGUGCAGCGACCUGGUCGACUUCGUGCGCCAGUGUGGGCUUGACAUUAGGGAACUCGUCAUAGGCAGGGAAUGGUUAGACCGUUACGGAAUCAGACACGAUCGCACGAAAUGUCGAGCUCAAUUGCAACUUUUGGAGCGCAGUCUGCCGGACUGCUUAGUGUCUUGCGACGAUUGUGAUAUUCCUAUCAUCUAAUGUAAGUGGAGACAGGAUGGACUUCUGUCCGCACGUGGCUAUGACGCGUUAGUCUUGGACUUGAUGGAGGUUUUUGUUAAAAUUUCUGAAUAACUUUUCCUUUGUAUUCAAUUCAUUCCUUAGUUUUUAAUUCAUAUGCCGUAUGUCCGAAAAGUGAAUGUCUCAACAAUUAAUAAAAUAUUGUUUAAAAAUCCA